Molecule: messenger RNA, 1603 nt
Organism: Macrosteles quadrilineatus (aster leafhopper)
Lineage: Eukaryota; Metazoa; Arthropoda; Insecta; Hemiptera; Cicadellidae
Product: protein arginine N-methyltransferase 1-like
Exons: 5
Coding region: 53-1339 (428 amino acids)
Biological process (GO): peptidyl-arginine methylation
Cellular component (GO): nucleus
Molecular function (GO): protein-arginine N-methyltransferase activity
Source: RefSeq, a predicted model, not a curated record
CAAUGUGUGUGAUAGUAGUUGAUGUAAUGUGGUGUUUAUUUAGUGUACAACAAUGUUUCAUUCAUUGUUAAUCAUGAUUAUUUUUAGUGCAAUUUCUAUCCAAGCUGACGUGAGUGAAGAAGAAAGUCAACGGUUUUCACAAGAGCAAUGUAAGAUAUCUGAUGAUCCAGAUUCAUGUCCUCUCUCAACAAAUACGGAGAGGGAAGAAGAAAAAGAAUGUCCUUUUUUAAAAAGGAAACGUGAAAAGGCAAAGAGUAAAAACGCAGAGAAAACAGAAGGAGCAGAAGAAACCUGUCGCCAAAGUUGCCAUAAAAGAUGUUUGGAAUACCAAAAGCCUACAGAGUUCUACUACGACGUCAACUCAAAAGAUUAUUACUUUGAUUCUUAUGCUCAUGUUGGGAUUCACGAGGAUAUGAUAAAAGAUCGAGUGCGAACCAAUACUUAUAGAAUGGCAAUCAUGAACAAUCCUCAUCUUUUCAAGGGGAAAACAGUCUUGGACAUUGGAUCGGGGUUAGGAAUCCUCUCCCUAUUUGCAGCAAAAGCAGGAGCAAAGCGAGUGAUAGGCAUAGAGUGCUCGACGAUUGCAGAGCUCAGCGAGAAGAUUGUGAAGGAUAACAAUAUGUCUGACACAAUUACAAUUGUGCGGGGUAAAGUAGAAGAGGUUGAACUUCCUGAUGGGAUUACUAAUGUUGAUGUCAUCAUUUCUGAAUGGAUGGGCUACUGCCUUCUGUUUGAGUCGAUGUUGUCGACAGUAAUCUUCGCACGGGACAAGUGGCUGAAGCCUGGAGGUGUCAUGUUUCCUGACAGAGCCACCAUCUACCUGACAGCCAUCGAGGACAGUCUCUACAAACAAGAUAAGAUACUCUGGUGGAACGACGUCUACGGCUUCAACAUGAGCGUUGUUGGUCAAGUAGCCAUGUCAGAGCCCAUAGUUGACAUUGUGGAUAAGAAAAACGUAGUGACCACGACCACUCCCCUCCAGACAUUCGACCUUUACAAAGUCACAGAGGAGGAUAUGAAGUUCUCCGCUUCAUUCUCUAUCCACGCUCUACGAGCUGACUACGUCCACGCGUUGGUCGUCUACUUUGACGUAGAGUUCCUCCGUUGUCACGUUCCUCUCGGCUUCUCCACCGGCCCUGAGAGUCAUUACACUCACUGGAAACAAACCAUCUUCUACUUGCGAGACUUCAUCAUGAUACGACCAGAGGAGGAAAUAUCCGGGACAUUCUCUGCGUCUCCGAACCUCAUUAGUGGAAGAGACUUGGACGUUGAAAUUAGUGUUUUGUUCAAAGGAAAGUUGGGGUUCUUGAAAGAAACGAAUAGUUAUAAGGUUAGGUGAUACUAUUGACUUUUGGAUAACUUACUGAAGUGGGCACAUCUAUACUUUAAGUUAGCUGUAUGCAGUUUAUAAUAUAAGAUAGACAAUGAGUUUUCUUUAAAAUUUUUUUUAUAGGGUUAUCAGUAUUGUAUAAUUGUGUAAUUGUAUAUAAAAUAAAUUUUAUAGCCAGAUUAUGUUAGUCCCUCUGUGAAAGGUACUUACUUUACUUGUACUGUACAGCAAUGUAUAGUUUUAAAAACUGCCAAUUGAUAUUUAUCGAUACAA